AUGUUGGCUCCGCGACCGAUGAUCCUCUUGGCGGCGUUGCUGCCCUCGCUGGCCCUCCUCGUCCCAGUGCAAGCACAUGUCGUCGAGCAGCGAGCGGACAAUGACGACGAUAGCGCGGCCGCCAGCUACGCCCCGUCCUCGGUCGCUUGUCCGUCGCCCGUGCCGACGAUCCGGCAUGCGACGAACCUCUCGGCCGAGGAGACGGCGUGGUUGCCCGUCCGCGACCGGAACAUCGUCUCGGCCCUCAAGACCCUCCUCGGCCGCGUCAACAUCGGCGACAUCGACGUCAACGCCUACAUCGACAACAUCGUCAAGGAUGUCGACGCCGACGUCGCCGAAGCCUCGCUCCCCCGCAUCGGCAUCGCCGUCUCGGGCGGCGGCUACCGGGCCUUGAUGAACGGCGCCGGUGCCCUCGCCGCCUUUGACGACCGCACAACCCACUCGUCCGGCCAGGGCCAGCUCGCCGGCCUCCUCCAGGCAUCGACCUACCUCAGCGGCCUCUCCGGUGGCAGCUGGCUCGUCGGAAGCCUUUUCGUCCAAAACUUCACCACGGUCCAGUCCAUCGUCUCCUCGACGAGCGGCUUCCUCAGCACCCUCUGGCAGUUUGGUGACUCCAUCCUCGAAGGUUCGCCUCCUCCCCUCUCCCACGGCUCCCGCCGCCCUGCCUGCCCUCUGCUCACCUCGUUCGCUCGCUCGCUAGGCCCGAAAGGUCUGCGGACGGGACAAUACUACCGGGCCCUGCGCGACAGCGUCCAGGCCAAGACGGACGCGGGCUUCAACACGACCAUCACCGACUACUGGGGCAGGGCCUUGUCCUACCAGCUCGUCAAUCCCACCGAUGGAGGGCCUGCCUUCACCUUCUCCUCCAUCGCCAACUCGUCCGACUUUUCCCAGGCCCAGACGCCGAUGCCCCUCAUCGUCGCCAUCGAGCGCGCGCCGGGGCAGCUGCAGAUAGCGCCCAACUCGACCAUCUUCGAGUUCAACCCGUGGGAGAUGGGCUCCUACGACACGGGCGCCUCCUUCUUCGCGCCCCUGCAGUACGUCGGCUCCAACUUUAGCGACGGCGUCGUCGGCGGCGGCGGCAAGAAGUGCGUCACGGGCGUCGACAACGCCGGCUUCGUCAUGGGCACCAGCUCCUCCCUCUUCAACCAGGCCUUCCUCCAGCUCGGCAAGGUCUCGGCCGGGCCCGACUUCCUGCUCAACGCCUUGAACGAAAGUCUCGGCAACAUCGGCGAGGAGAACCGGGACAUUGCGAGCUGGCCCAAUCCAUUCUACAAGCUCAGCGCUGGCAGCAACAUCAACGCCAACGCCUCCCUCCUCACCCUCGUCGACGGCGGCGAGGCCCUGGAGAACAUCCCGCUGCAUCCGCUCACCCUCAAGGCGAGACGCGUCGACGUCAUCUUCGCCAUCGACGGCUCCGCCGACACCAACACGUCGUGGCCGAACGGGACCGCCCUCGUGGCCACGUACGCCCGAUCCAACGGCAACGACCCGCCCGCCAACAACACCCUCUUCCCGCCCGUGCCCGACCAGAACACGUUUGUCAAUCUCGGCCUCAACCGGCGUCCGACCUUCUUCGGCUGCGACAACUCCUCGACGCCCCUCGUCGUCUACAUCCCCAACACACCCUACACCUUCCUCUCCAACGUCUCGACCUUUGACCUCUCCUACACCGACACGGAGCGGGACCAGAUCGUGCAGAACGGGUACAACGUCGCGACCAUGGCCAACGCCACGGUCGACGCCAACUGGCCCGCCUGCGUCGGAUGCGCCAUCUUGGCCCGCAGCUUCGGCCGUACGAAGACCAAGGUUCCGGCCAAGUGCGUCGACUGCUUUUCGAGGUACUGUUGGAACGGCACGACGAACUCGACGCAGCCGACCCUGUACGAGCCGCAGCUCGUCGUCACGAGCGGGUCCGCGAGACGGGUGCAGGCCGUCGCCGCCGCCGCCUUGAUGCUUUCUACCUUUGCCAUGCUGUUCCUUGGGCUCGCAUGA
Drechmeria coniospora is the source of this 1995-nucleotide messenger RNA. Its product is annotated as lysophospholipase Plb1. Gene Ontology annotation, molecular function: A2-type glycerophospholipase activity. Gene Ontology annotation, biological process: glycerophospholipid catabolic process. Bases 1 to 1995 code for a protein of 664 amino acids. The transcript has 3 exons. NCBI's taxonomy places the organism in Eukaryota, Fungi, Ascomycota, Sordariomycetes, Hypocreales, Ophiocordycipitaceae. Gene Ontology annotation, cellular component: cytosol; intracellular membrane-bounded organelle. The record is from RefSeq and is a predicted model, not a curated record.